Molecule: messenger RNA, 1152 nt
Organism: Elgaria multicarinata webbii
Lineage: Eukaryota; Metazoa; Chordata; Lepidosauria; Squamata; Anguidae
Exons: 7
Coding region: 1-1152 (383 amino acids)
Biological process (GO): respiratory gaseous exchange by respiratory system
Cellular component (GO): alveolar lamellar body; extracellular region
Source: RefSeq, a predicted model, not a curated record
AUGGACUCCAAAAGUAAUGUUAAAGUCAACAUGGCAUCAGAUCCCCCAGUCUACAAGUUUAUUCCCAGAGUGCCUAAGGACAGGAAACAAAUAAUCCUCAUUUCUGUAGUGUUGGUUCUUCUGGCCACUAUCAUUAUCGGAGCCAUUCUCAUUGGAGUGUACCUUACUCAGCAGCACAUUGAAAGGGUAAUUAAAACCAUUAGUAAUGGAAGUGAUGGUGAAGUGGUGGAGCAAACAGUGAUGGUGAACAACCAGGAAAAUGUGGCUGCAUUUCAUAUCCACAGCAAUUUAACUACAGCCACUGUUGUCUAUGACUAUAAAAAUCGUCUGAUUGGCUUCCGAAUUCAUGACCGAAGACAAUGUUUGGUGGUAGCAAUGGAUUCGGUGGACGUGCCCAGCCUAAAUGAAAUCACCCAGGGAAUUGAACACUUUGAUAAACAGAUCUCAGGAGAUGACAGCUUGGCCUACAGCUUCGAACAGGGAAAACUGGCUGAUCAGACCAUACUAGGAACUACAGUGAAUAUCCUCUGUAGCGAUGUACCUGUGUAUUGGGCUGAGAAAAUGCACAAAGAGCAACGAGGAGGACUGAUUCCCUGCCUGGGGCUUUUGAUUCUUAAUAUCUGCUUCAGACUCCUGCUACCAACUACUCUGGACUUCCGACUAACGAAAGUGACGAAAGGAAGGGAGGAGAGGCGGCCACGGGGAAAGGGCACUCUAGCCCCACGCGUCUGUAUCUUGGCGGAGAGGGCUGCAAUUGCUUCCUGCCUGCAGCUGCUGCUGUUGCUGCUUGCAUUGUCCGGCGAGGUAAGAGACCUUUUGCUUAUUCCUGGCGAGCUGCCGGAUUAUCCCCAGCCAGGGCUCCAGCCUAGAACCGGGUGCGAGGUGCCCCCAGGAAGCCCGGGGCUGCUGGCCGUGGGAAACCGCAGCGGCGAAGCCGGUGGAAACAGUGUUGCUAAUACGGGUCCUAAUGAUAGUUUCUCUCACAAUCCAGGCAGAGGCUGGGGAUGCGUGGAUGAUGUUCAUCCGCCUGGAUUUCGGCUGCGGCUGAAACGCGCUAGCCUGAUCCCUCCAAAUCCUGUUAACUCGAUUUAUUUAUGUUUUGCUUGCCUAGAAGUGCUCUCAGAGUGCUUGGGAGAAGCUGAAGGCGAAUGA